Magnusiomyces paraingens is the source of this 2586-nucleotide messenger RNA. RefSeq lists its product as uncharacterized. Gene Ontology annotation, cellular component: Golgi apparatus; membrane. The transcript has a single exon. The coding region runs from base 1 to 2586 and encodes 861 amino acids. Gene Ontology annotation, molecular function: alpha-1,2-mannosyltransferase activity. The record is from RefSeq and is a predicted model, not a curated record. Lineage: Eukaryota; Fungi; Ascomycota; Dipodascomycetes; Dipodascales; Dipodascaceae. Gene Ontology annotation, biological process: cell wall mannoprotein biosynthetic process; protein N-linked glycosylation.
AUGAAACUCCCCAAAUUUUUAGCGUCUCGGAUCAUCCCUCCCGCAGACUCUGCUGGCCCACUUCUUCCAGCAUCUCAUAAUCAUAACCAUAAUCACAACCAUAAUCAUAACUAUAAUGACCACCAUAACCAUAAUCAUAACCACCAUCACAGCCAUGAUGAUCAUGAUCUAAUAUCCCAUAAUGACCAAACAUCUCUCGGGUCUUCAAACCUAAUACCAUCUACAGGUCUUCUGCUGCUGCAAGAUUCAUCCCUUAGAUCAACUCCUGCUUCUUCUGCUGAGUUUUAUCGUGGCUCUGAGUCUCUCCAUCAUAACUCUCAUCAUCACUCAUCAUUAUCAUCUCAGGCUAUAAACAAUAACAAUAACAACAACAACAACACAUCCCUUUCUUCACCACUCCACCCAAAUAAUUCUAAUGGUCAAGUACUUGCACCACCAGCAAUGUCAGCAAACUUAUCAAACACAACAUCAACAACUUUAGCAAACUCUACAGAUGAAGAUUAUUACCCAGAUUAUGAGGACUAUGAUGACAAUAUCUCUACUUCCUCGGCAUCCUCAGGAACAGUGGCCUCCUCACCUCCAAUCAAUAAAAAGGUCUCUAAGAAAUCUCCUGCCUCAGCCUCUGUACGCUCAAACAAAAAUGCAAAACAUGUCCCUGGUGCUGGUGAUGGUAUUCCCUCAAACAAAACCUUGAUGAAUCAACAAUCUCCCUAUGACUCCCCCUUUCUAUCUGAAAAGGCUGCUGCUGCCUUUGCAACUUAUUCUCUUCCUCCUGUGAAUGACCACCAUCUUUCAAACACUUUUGCUACUUCAAUCCCCUCUAAUGCAACAUCUUCUUCUUCAUUAUUAUCAUCUUCAUCACCAUCAUCAACUAUACCAAGAGCCAUCGCUGCCUUUAUCGGAACUUCCAUAAUCAAAGCUCGUACCUUGGCACAAAAUACAUUAACCCUCGCAACUUCACCUGCCCUCGUCCGUUCACGUCUUCAUGCUGCUGCUCGCUCAACCGCCCGCACCGCUUCUUACCUGGCACGCGCACGCUUUAUGAUUAAAACAAACAUCACAGUCCCUCUCUGGCUUGUGGCUCUUGCUGUUCUACUGCUCUCCUUUUUCUCUCUCCUUGGCCUCCUCACCGCCAUCUUUGGCAGCGCCGCCGCCGUUCUCCCAGCUGCCGUUAGCGUCGGCGGGCUCCGACCCCCAGCCAUUCGUGAAAUCAAUGGGAAAAUCGACGCCCCCUUUGUUCUUGGAUGCAUGGAACCCGAAGUUAAUGAGCCCCGUGCAAAUGCGGUACUGGUUGUUCUUGCCCGUAACAAGGAGUACCCAGGUGUCAUAGACUCGAUGCGUUCACUUGAGCGUCACUUUAAUCGCUGGUUCCACUACCCAUAUGUAUUUUUGAACGAUGAACCCUUUAACUCAACUUUUAUGGAAGCUGUCAAAAACGUGACCGACUCGGAAGUAAAGUUUGGUGUGAUUGAUAAGGACGUUUGGAACUUCCCUGGAUGGGCACCUGAAGAAGACGUCAAGGAGGCUAUCCAACAGCAAGGUGAUCGCGCAAUCAUGUACGGCGGUAUGGCGUCGUACCACCGCAUGUGUCGGUUCUACUCGGGGGCCUUUUUCAACCACCCACUCUUGGCAGACUAUGAAUGGUACUGGCGUGUUGAGCCUGAUGUCAAGUAUUUUUGCGAUAUUACCUACGACCCGUUCAAGUAUAUGGAAAAGCAUAAGAAGGUUUAUGGGUUUACGAUUGUUAUUAAGGAACUAGUUGAAACUGUGCCAAACUUGUUUCGUCAUACAUAUGGGUUUAAGAAACAACACAAUGUCACUUCCAAGGGCAUGUGGGAAUUAUUUUUGAAAAAACAUGGUCCAGAUACGAUUGACGAAGCACUUGGGAACUCUGGAACUGUACAGAAAAAUAAAGAACGUGAAAGAUUGGAGCAACUUAAAAAGGAUAAAAAACGACUCCAAGAUUUGCAAGAUUCACUCCCAGAUGAAGCACUCUUGGGUGACCCUGCUGCACAUAAUGUGCUGCGAGCCGGCCAAGAACUGUUGCAUGAAGAUGACAAUACACAGCGGCUGGAUGUGGGCAACUAUGACUAUUUUGCGCAUACUGUACCGCCGUAUAGCAUCAAUGGAGAGACAUACAACAUGUGUCAUUUUUGGUCAAACUUUGAGAUUGCACGUCUUGAUUUUUUCCGGUCCAAGGAAUAUCAAGCGUACUUUGAAACACUGGAUAAGUCUGGUGGGUUUUGGACAGAGCGAUGGGGCGAUGCUCCUGUACAUUCACUUGCUGCUGGGUUAUUUUUAAGUCCUAGUCAAGUACACUACUUCCGUGACAUUGGAUACCGCCACACUACUAUUCAACAUUGUCCGGCCAAUGCUCCGGAAAGACAACUUCCUCAUAAGCCUUAUAUUCGUGACCCUACAGACAGAAGGGAAAUAGAAGACGAUGAUUAUUGGGCUAAUGCGGAUCCGGAGGUUACUAAUGGUGUUGGCUGCAGAUGUAGAUGUGAUACAGAUGUGGUUGAAGUUGAAGGGAAAGAUGGCUCGUGCUUGGGUGAGUGGGUCGACCUUAUGGGUGGAUGGGUUUAG